AUGGCGGGUGCAGCAUUUUUAACUGAAGUAGCCAUUGAACCUCUGUCUUCAAUAAUUCAUAGCUCACUUUUCCCAUGUAGGUUUUCGAUUUCUCAUAGCCCCUUUUUUGGAAUUCCUCGAAAAACGAAGAAGCAGAGCGGGAUUACAACGAGCAGCGCAUUGAGUAAUGGCGGUGGGGUAAUUAUCGAAAAGAAAGAGUUUGAAUUCAAGCCAUCAUUCGACGACUAUUUGAAGGCCAUGGAGAAUGUCAAAAUCGACAGAGAUAGUAAUAAUCACAGUAGUAAUAGUUUGAGGAAAAAGAAGCAUUUCAAGGGCAAGAAGGAGGGAGAAGGAAGUACUAAAUUUACAGAUUUUGAGGAUUUUAGAGUUGAGAAAGAGGAGGAUAGUGAUAAGAUGAUUGUUAAAGAAAAAUUAGAAAAGGGUGUCUCCUACAGGAAAAUUGCAUCAAAAAAGGUAACUGAUAACAAUAUAAAACAGAUUAGGGUUACGAGAAAUAGUGAGAAUUUGGACAUGGAAAGAGCUGCAUUCAUGUCACUGGAGAAUGAACACAAUGUUAUUGACAUGCCAAGAAUUUCAAGGGUGGACAUGGAGGAGAGACUUCAGAAGCUAGCUAGGUGUCUGAAUGCUGCAGACAUUAACAUGCCUGAAUGGAAGUUCACUAAAAUGAUGCGAAGUGCUCAGAUCAGAUUCUCAGACCAUUCUAUUAUGAGGAUUAUCCAGAUAUUGGGUAAGCUUGGAAACUGGAAGCGUGUGCUGCAGGUUAUUGAAUGGAUUCAAUCACGUGAACGCUUCAAAUCGCACAAGAUACGAUUUAUUUAUACUGCUGCAUUGGAUGCUCUUGGAAAGGCAAGGAGGCCAGUGGAAGCACUCAAUUUGUUUCGCCAAAUGCUGGAGCACAUGGCUUCAUACCCGGACAUCGUCGCAUAUCAUUGUAUCGCUGUGACUCUUGGACAAGCGGGGCAUAUGAAGGAACUGUUUGACGUUGUUGAUAUCAUGCGGUCUCCUCCCAAAAAGAAGUUUAAGACUAUGAUCCUUGAAAAGUGGGAUCCACGAUUGGAACCAGAUGUUAUCAUCUACAACGCUGUCCUUAAUGCAUGUGUUCGGCGUAAGAAAUGGGAAGGCGCUUUCUGGGUUCUACAGGAGCUAAAGCAUCAGGGUCAACAACCUUUAAGCACAACUUAUGGAUUAGUUAUGGAGUUAAUGUUUGCAUGCGGCAAGUACAACUUGGUCCAUGAUUUUUUCAAGAAAGUGCAGAAAUCAUGCAUACCGAAUGCUUUGACAUAUAAAGUUGUUGUGAAUACUCUUUGGAAGGAAGGUAAAGCUGAUGAGGCUAUAAUGGCUGUUGAAGACAUGGAGAGGCGCGGAAUAGUUGGUACAGCUGGUCUGUAUUAUGACCUUGCUCGUUGCCUUUGUAGUGCAGGAAGGUGCCAGGAGGCUCUGAAGCAAAUUGACAAGAUAUGCAAAGUUGCAAGCAAACCUCUUGUAGUAACUUACACCGGUUUAAUUCAAGCCUGUCUUGAUUCUGGUGACAUUCAAAAUGGGGUGUAUGUCUUUAAUUACAUGCAGAAGUUCUGCUCUCCAAAUUUGAUAACUUGUAAUAUAAUGCUGAAAGCUUUCUUGGAUCUCGGGAUGUUCGAAGAAGCCAAACUAUUGUUUCUAAAAUUAUUGGAAAAUGGCAACUCGGUUUACCAGAAAUCGGAUUAUAAAGAUAGGAUUCUACCUGAUAUUUACUCAUUCAACACGAUGUUAGAUGCAUGCGCUGCGGAGAAGAAGUGGGAUGAUGUUGAGUUUGUAUAUACACAAAUGCUGCAAUAUGGACACCAUUUCAAUGCUAAACGUCACCUUCGGAUCAUAUUGGAUGCACGUAGUGCUGGAAAGAAGAAACUGUUGGAGACAACAUGGAAGCACUUGGUAGAGGCUGAACGGAUUCCACCACCUACUCUUAUUACAGAAGUUUUUUGCUCAAGAUUGGAGGAGGGUGACUGUAAUGCUGCUCUCUCUAGCUUUCUUAGCUCUCCUUGGAUUGGGGUACAUGUAUUUUCCAAAAAGUCUUGGACGAAAAUCUUAACGGAGAAUGGCCACCGGUUUCAGAAGGACACUCUGGUUGCAUUAAUGCAUGAGGUAAGCAUCCUUGUCGCCAGAAGUGAAAACGUUGUACUCGAGCAACUAAUGAGAUCUUGUAAAGAAUUUUUGAAGAUGCAAAUGCAACAGACUCUGUAA
This is a messenger RNA of Fraxinus pennsylvanica, 2220 nucleotides long. The record is from the annotation of a GenBank genome assembly. Lineage: Eukaryota; Viridiplantae; Streptophyta; Magnoliopsida; Lamiales; Oleaceae.